AUGCAGCGCGCCUUCUUGAAACCUCUGAAGACCGUGCCCUCUACCGGCGACGGCAAGCUCAACCCUGACACGACAGUGUCCGACCUGUUAAAGCGCUCGUUCAAGGAGAAGACUGACAGCGGCUUUCCCGAGACGGCAGCGCUGGCGGAGGACAACGCCAGCGCUAAGUCUUUGUCCGUGGCCGAUGCCACCUGCCAUGGCGUCGAGAUCCACGGCAUCUGCAGUCCAGUGCUCAGCGUGCUACGGCGCCCCGGUUGCGUGGUGGCCUUCUUCUGCAGCUGCGCGUUCAUGCAGGGACUGAUCACCAACGGGUGCGUCAACUCCAACCUCGCCACUUUCGAAAAGCGCUACCAGCUUCGCAGCGUCGAGACGGGCAUCAUCGGAAGCCUGUACAGCGUCUCAUCGCUCUUGGUGCUCCUCCCGGUGACGUACUUCGGCCAGAACCGCAACAAGCCGCUUUUCAUGGCCUUCGGGACGUGCCUGAUGGGCGUCGGCUCGCUCACCAUGACGCUACCGUACUUCCUGGGGCCGCCGUACUCGUUCAGCCAUCCCCGACCGGACACGUGCGACCCGCACCCGAGCAACGACAGCGCCUGCAGCGGAGACGCCGGAGACCUGCGAAGCUACAAGUGGUUCUUCUGGAUCGGGAACCUCCUCAACGGAGUGGGCACCUCUCCCUACUUCACCCUCGGCGUUGCCUAUUUGGACGAAAACUUUCACAGGGCAGUCUCGUCCAAGUACAUCGCUGCUUUUCAAGCCAGUGCGGUGGUUGGUCCGGCGACGGGGUUCGUCCUCAAUGGACACUUCCUGAAAUACUACGUCGACCAAAACGUCAACCCCGAACUGCUUGGCCUUAGCCGCGACAGCAGCGCCUGGGUCGGCGCCUGGUGGCUCUGCUUUCUGUACGCCGGCCUGCUCUGCUUCGCUGUCGCCUUGCCUGUUAGUUUUCUACCAGCGGAACUGCCAGAACGCGCGUGCGUCAUGGCGCAGAAAAAGAUCGACUCCGCAGGAUGCGGACGCGUCGGCACCGGGAACCUAAGGAGCACUCUCCUGGCGUUGAUACGAAUAAAGCCGUUCAUCCUGGUCUGCUUCGCCGGCGCUGCAGAAUUGAUGGUCGCUAGCGGACUUUCGUCGUUCCUGGUGAAGAUGUUGCAAGCGCAGUUCAGCAUGACCGCCUCCUCGGCUUCAAUGAUUAUGGGAUCGGUGACAAUCCCCACGGCCAUGGUCGGGAUCAUGCUCGGGGGACUCGUGGUCUCGCGUUACCAGCUCGGCGCGGCAGGCAUUGUGCGCAUGUGCGUGCUCGUGCUCACCGUGCCCAUCACCCUGAUCACGGUGCUGCUCUUCCACUGCGACAACAUACCCUACCGCAACGUCGGGUACACCACUGGCCUCUUGAGCGUGGAGAACGUGACAGUGUCCCUGGCGGAGCCGUGCAACCGCGGGUGCAGCUGCACCAAGUCACGCUUCAACCCGGUGUGCGGUCGGGACGGCUACACCUACUACUCUCCCUGCUACGCCGGCUGCCUACGCGAGUACGCCACCGCCAGCAGCAGGGCGUAUGCCGUCUGCCGCUGCGUCAACGAUAGCGCUGCCGGCCAUUCUCACCUGGGUACGGUGGCCGACACCGGAGUGGACAUCGAGGCCGUGCGAGACAAGUGCCGCAACCCGUGCAGCCUCGUCAACGUGUUCAUUCCCGUACUGGCGGCCAUCAUAUUCUCAACCUUUUUCCUCAGCACUCCGGCAGUGGCUGCAACGCUGAGGUGCAUACCCGAAGAUUACAAGUCUGUCGGCCUCGGAAUCAAGUGGAUAAUAGUGCGAGCAUUCGGUCUGAUCCCGGCCGGUGCCGCCUUCGGGCACACCAUCGACGCCAGCUGCGUGCUGUGGGAAGAGCCGUGCGGGUCGUCGCAAGGCGCGUGCGCCAUCUACGACAACCGGCUCCUCAACAGGAACGUGUACUUUCUCAUCCUGGGUCUGAAGAUGGCAUCCUUCUGCUGCUUCGGCAUGGCCCUCUUCUUCCUCGGCAAGAAGCCACAGGAUCCAGUGGUGGCGGUGGCGGCCAUACCUUGA
Ixodes scapularis (black-legged tick) is the source of this 2067-nucleotide messenger RNA. RefSeq names its product solute carrier organic anion transporter family member 4A1-like. Gene Ontology annotation, cellular component: membrane. Gene Ontology annotation, molecular function: protein binding. NCBI's taxonomy places the organism in Eukaryota, Metazoa, Arthropoda, Arachnida, Ixodida, Ixodidae. Gene Ontology annotation, biological process: sodium-independent organic anion transport; transmembrane transport. The transcript has 11 exons. The record is from RefSeq and is a predicted model, not a curated record. Bases 1 to 2067 code for a protein of 688 amino acids.